Molecule: messenger RNA, 1546 nt
Organism: Cuscuta campestris
Lineage: Eukaryota; Viridiplantae; Streptophyta; Magnoliopsida; Solanales; Convolvulaceae
Source: the annotation of a GenBank genome assembly
AGUGCCAGAAAUUCGAGGUGCCAGCUUCACGGACUAUGAUUUAAGCCAAGCUGAUCCUGAUGUCCUGUCAAUUAUCAACAACGAGAAAGAACGCCAAUUUAGAAGUUUGGAGCUCAUUGCCUCGGAGAAUUUCACGUCACGGGCAGUGAUGGAAGCAGUUGGUUCUUGCCUCACAAAUAAAUAUUCUGAAGGACUUCCUGGAAAACGGUACUACGGUGGGAAUGAGUACAUUGAUGAGCUAGAGAUUCUUUGCCAGGGAAGGGCAUUGGCCGCAUUUAACCUAGAUGGAAGCAAAUGGGGUGUAAAUGUUCAGCCACUAUCUGGUUCUCCGGCAAAUUUUGAAGUUUAUACUGCCAUUCUUAACCCACAUGAUCGGAUAAUGGGAUUGGACUUGCCUCAUGGGGGGCACCUGUCUCAUGGAUUCAUGACUCCCAAAAGACGGGUUUCAGGAACAUCUAUUUAUUUUGAAUCUAUGCCUUACCGACUUGAUGAAUCUACAGGACUUGUUGACUAUGACAUGCUUAAGAAAACAGCAACACUUUUUCGGCCUAAACUUAUCAUCUGUGGUGCUAGUGCUUAUCCACGAGACUUUGAUUAUCCUCGCAUGAGAAAGAUAGCAGAUGAUGUUGGAGCUUUUCUAAUGAUGGAUAUGGCUCAUAUUAGUGGGCUUGUUGCUGCCUCUGUUGUUGCUGACCCUUUUGAGUACUGUGACAUUGUUACAACAACUACCCACAAGUCUCUGAGAGGACCAAGAGGCGGCAUGAUCUUCUUCAAGAAGGAUCCUGUUCUCGGAGUUGAUCUAGAAUCUGCCAUUAAUAAUGCCGUUUUUCCAGGUUUACAGGGAGGUCCACAUAAUCACACUAUAGGGGGGCUUGCUGUUUGCUUGAAGCACGCAAAGUCACCGGAGUUUAAUGCGUACCAAAAGAGGGUAGUUUCAAAUUGUAGAGCUCUUGCGACACGGUUAAUGGAGUUGGGCUACAAACUAGUGUCUGGAGGGACUGAUAAUCAUCUGGUUCUUGUUGACUUAAGACCUAUUGGUAUGGAUGGUGCUAGAGCGGAGAAAAUCCUCGACUUGGCUUCUAUCACUCUCAACAAGAAUUCUGUACCCGGUGAUAAAAGCGCGCUAGUGCCAGGUGGCAUUCGUAUAGGGUCACCAGCUAUGACGACCCGAGGUUUCACGGAGAAGGAAUUUGUGGAAGUUGCCGAGUUCAUCCACGAGGGCGUGCAAAUUGCCAUUGAAGCUAAAAAACUAGUUUCAAGUUCCAAGGUUCAAGAUUUCUUGAAAUUUGUUACUUCCCCAGAAUUCCCGUUAACCAGUCAAGUCUCGGGCCUUCGUGGAAGAGUCGAAGCCUUGACCACACAAUAUCCGUUGCCCGGUCUGUGACCAAAUGUAAGAUUUGGAUGUGUGGAACUCAUCUAUCAUCUCUUUUUGUAGUGUCAAAAUGUAGCUGAGUAUGAACUUUUUUAUAAGACCUGAGGAACCUAUGUUUUGUGCUGAUUUAUUUGGCCCCUUUUCACUGUAUUUUAACAAAAAAUUGCUGUCAGG